Molecule: messenger RNA, 13277 nt
Organism: Spirometra erinaceieuropaei
Lineage: Eukaryota; Metazoa; Platyhelminthes; Cestoda; Diphyllobothriidea; Diphyllobothriidae
Source: the annotation of a GenBank genome assembly
AUGGUCAGCUUCAUCCGCCGCUAUCUCAAGCUUGAUCCCCAUGAUAACCUCUUUCUAUAUGUGCCACAGAGCUUCGCCCCCUCCCUGGACACCGAGAUAGGCACUCUGUACGAUUGCUUUCACGCAGAUGGCAAACUUAUUCUUAAUUACUGUAAAUGCCAAGCCUGGGGUUGAACAAAAUAUUCAUCUGAGUUUCCUUUUGUUUAACGUGCGCAUGAUUUUUGUUUUUUCCAUUUUUCGUCUCUUUCCAUUUCACCUACCUUUUCCCCUCAGACCUCUAUUGGGUAUGCCCUUCAAUUGCCAAAAGCAAAUUUCUACUGGUAAGCCCGAUAAUCUGUGCUGCUACUAACCUCGCCCCUCGGCUAGGCUGUGAUCUCCUACAGAAGUUUUUGUACGCUUCAGUAAAUGAGGUACUCUUUCGACUGAACGCCUACCCAUCAGCAUCCUUUCAGUCUGCCUGCCUCUUUGGUGUCCCGAUUAAGGUAUUUCGUCGCCUUAUUUGAUAUCCUUUUUUCCACCUACUCGAUCGUCUGUUUUAAGGGCUUUAAUUAGUGCGGGGAGAUGGCUAUAUACCCUAUGUAGAAACAAAACGUAAGCGAUAGAUAUUACCACGACCAAGUCAAGGGAGGUUGAAACAGCCGUGUUUCUACCUGCGGUCGGUCGGUCGGAUGAGUGUCACUUUCAUAAAAGAAAGCAAUUUCGAUUCAUUUACUAAACAAACUGACUGCAAAUCCUAUGUUAGUCUACAUGCAAAGCAACUGGAGGACAGUUUUACCGCUUCAGGGCUACAUUGUGACUGUCGAUGUUAGUCAAAAAUAGGCCGAAAAGAGUGUUCUACCGCUAUGAUUUUUAAGCUGAAUGAAUCAAGAGCUUCGGGUGACUGACUUUUUCUUACCGAAACCGGUUUGCACAGGCGGCAGUCUUCCAAAAUUUUACUCCAUUGCCUCAGGAAACCGCGUAGUAGUACAUUCUGCGCACUGCAAAAGGAUCACAUAGUGGGAGCACCGUUUUACUGCUCACUCUCCACAAGAUUCUCUUUGGUGUGGCCCAAAGUAUGAAAGUGAAACCAGUGGUCUUGCAUUUCAUACCACUUUUAGCAAAAAAUGAACUUACGAAUUCGAAGGUGGUUUGCUUUGUAGAAUUAUGGUUUGGACUUACCAUGUCAUCGAGAGAGAGAGAGAGAGGGGAUACAAAACACUCGCUGAUAUGCCUACAACACUAGUCUUGACACCGCGGGAAGAGGUCCUUGCUUCUACAGCCACGGUUCGACGAUGCCCUGACUCUCCAGUGUAACAGUGACAGCGGCCCAUCACCGAUUGUGCGUAGACUGAUGCUAUGGAGGGGUUAGAGAACAGCCCGCCUUGCACGGCCUACCUUCAUACAGGCAUCAGCAAAUGUUGUUCGAUUGACUUCUUGACAUUUGGUCCCAUAUUAACUUGUCGGAAUCCGUUUACUUAGGCUGCAGCGAAGUCCACGUUUAGGGCAGAUGACAAAUUACCGUGCUGGGACUAUUUCGUUAUCGUCCUUUGCAUUGCCCUUGAGGUGUCAUCUUCCCUCUUUCGGGUUGCUCCGGCUAGUGCCGCUAUAUAUGGGCAAGAAAGGACCAGCCCGAUCUUCUUCCAGGAGCUAGACUAUGCGGGUCAGCUCGCGUAAGUUUGGCGGGUUUUCAAAAUUGAUUCCGUUAACCGGGACUUUUUUUAGUCGAUUGUGCCAUACGGUGGCAUGUCGCCGACCUUUCCACCCCUGAACCCAUGGUAAAAGUUCGAAUGAACCACGAACUGCAGCCUAAUUUAAUCGUGUUUCUUUACCGGAAGUACUCACUUACGCCAUAGACUUGAUCUCCUAGUACAGAGCUAUUGAUCCUGCACUCCUGACGAAUUCCUUUAUAUGCAUGCGGUACGGUUUCUCAAAUGGGCGAGAAGGUUCCCGUAGCGAGCCCAAAAAACAAAUCGGUGUCUCAAGAACCAUUACGAAGGCCUCUAGGUUCGACGUCUGAACUAUCUGCUCAAUAUUGGCUGGAGAUGAAACACCAGAACGAAUGCACUCAAAAUAUCCAUGAGUGAUACUAAAUCCUUGAGUACACAAGGUGAUUCGUUCUCAUGAGCAAAGAUAAGAAGGGAGGAGGAAUGCUGAAAGUCGCCGAUCUUCCUUGGAACUCCUGUCUAGUGUCCGUGCAAGUGGCCACAUGGUAAUCAGAGACAAGGCAGACUGGUGUAGCAGUUUCUGGGUUAUUUUUCCUUAUCGGCCAGACCUACCCCAACCUCAGGCUGAGCUUAUUCGGGGCCUGGGGUUGGGGUUAGAAAAAUCAGACCUCAAAUUGCGUUCACGUGAGGGUGGUACAAACAAGCGAUUCAUUGGAUGAGGCGUACUGGACUCGCCGUUGUUUUAUCCAAAAUGCUUCCUGGGACUUGGGUUUUUAUUUGAACGCCCUCUCCUGUUGGCGUGAGCCACCACGAGUUUUCCUCUUUUUAACGUCUCCCUCGUUAUUAACUUAAUAAAGGGGUGUCGCCGAUGUAACAGAUAAAAUAGCUGUCUGAGCCAAUCUAUUGGGGUGAACCCUAUUUCUGGAAAGUUCGUGAUUAAAAAAGGGUUAAACACGGUAAUAUGUAUCCUCCGAGCUACAGCGUCUUCUUAUUUAAUUUAGGUAGGGACACGCGGCCACCAGUCGGGGGUGACUGCAUGAAUACUUUCACCCGACCAAUCGUGUGGUUAAUAGAAAACCAUCUGAAACCGUCUGCGGAAACGAUAUGAUAAGACGUAAACAGAAACCGCAGACCUCAUCAAUUGUGGCAUCAAGUCAGGAACAAUGGUAGGAAACAAAAGAAGGGUGAAUGUCUACGACAUGGAAGGGAAGACAGGGGACGCUUUCCAGCGAUUUGGCCAACGUAGGACUAAGAAGCUCGCUGACACCCACCGUCCGAUUUCGCUGUCCAUCAACAGAAUACCGAUUGACUGUUACGAUGCCCGACCUGGCACGUGCACAAGACGAAGCUAGGAAUACACGGGCCCACAACGCGGUCAAAACGUCAUUCAGUGGAUUAGGAAGGAAUCUAGGGAACGGAGCUGACGCAGGAGACGGCAAUAUUUUCCAUGGGCAACGGAAGCCUUCCCCGACGUUUUUUAUAACAGGCCCCACAGUCUACAGCUUGAAACCACUAAUUGUAUUAGUGGCUGGCAGCAUUAAUAAAGAACAAAGGACAUUUUCCAGCAACCUUGUUGGUGAUUACCAGGGCGCCGACUGGGGACUAUGAAGACCAUUGAAGUAGGCAAAAGCAGCAGCAGCAGGAGUCAGUUCGGAGGGGUGGGCGCCAAUCAGACAGGGAAGGAAGGGGACGCUGAUAGAGGCGAUGGGCCUCCUGGAUUAUUCCUAAUUCAUGUCGUGUUACUUAAAUCACAUGAGUAGGCACUACAAGGGGGUAAUUAUUUCCGUGUCCUACCAAACCCGGUGUCAGCGUUUUCAUCACGUUGGCUACUUGGUCUUGUUAGUUUUUUGAGAAGUUGGUGAUCACCCAGAAGUUUACUUAGCUCAAAUCCUCUCGAAGGUCGGCUCAGUUGCUUCUGAGAGUUGUCUGUGUGGCUAUUGUAGUACUUGCAGUAACGCCUUCGUGCCCAUAACCACGGUGGCGACAACUCUGGAACUGCGGUUUUUCGUUAGACGUCGUAGAUAUGACAGGUCUCCAGCUUGGAGAGUAAGUUCUUAGCUCAAUUACGUCAGGAUUACUUGGGGUUGCGAAGAGACAACCGACGUUUCAGACGUUUCUGGGUUCAGUUUUCCUUCAUUUUAUCCAACCGUCAUUGAAGUUGGAGCAUGUAAAUAUUACUGUUCUCCCCCCCAGUAUUCGGUGUCUUGUUGUAAAAAAGCUUUUAGAAUUGUUUCUGCCCAAAUAACUUCCCCGGUUCAAGGCCGGCCGUUCGACCCGUCAAUACUUUUCAAAGGUCUCAUAUUCGGCCAGUUGCUGAAAUUGUACAUUUACAACAGAAAACACAUUCAGACCAGAUACUUGUUUACUGAUAUUAACGUUUUUCCUGAUAACAUAGGGAAAUUUUUCGUCCGUUCAUCCUUAAUCAACAACUACAUAAGACGCUAGUGUUCUCGAGCAAAGUAGUUCGCAGCUCGUUUUUUUAUGAGGAGAGCUCCACCAUUCGACAGAGUAACCCUCUUUCUUCAGCGUCUUUGCGGGAUGAACUUUCCAAGUUGAAUUUGUAUCACUUUGCAGCCGAUGGAAACCCUGAUGUGCCCUUGUGUUCACCACUGAAGUAACCUUUCCGCUCGUAAAUCUCGUCGUUAUCUUCAUCUCAUCGUGACUGAUGACCCCGACCCGUUUUCGGUGGCUUUCGUUCUUCGUGACCUGCACUGCGCAUCUGUUCUCCGCAACUCCUACUCUUCCUCACUCAUUGUGGUUAGGCGGAGUUCAAGAGAUUUUCAGGGGGGCGCCUUUUGCUCACUCGAGCUGCCUGAGACAUCGAGGCCGAUCAGAAUCGACUUUUUGAAGUUGAAACGUCGGCAGAUGUUCCCCGUUGUCGGCAACAGAGACACGGACGAAGAGAUUGGUUUUGUCUGUCCAUAAGCGAAAAUUCCACGCCCACAAGGAAUGAAGUUGACCGCGUGCCUCGCGGAAUAAAUACAGCACUGGAGACUUACGCGUGAAUUAGUUGGCAGUGGGUCAAAGUUGCGCAACAUCUAACGCACUCCUCCUCUCACGCCUCCCCUACCAUUUUCCGAUUGAAAGACACCGUCAGGACGACCCGAGUUCGGCAUCGAGCGUAGUGGCCGACCAAGCCUAACAGCCCGUCAGCUCACGCUACGCACGCCUCGUGUCCACUUGGGUGAGUGUCACAAAGACCACAUGAUGAAGUAGCCAUUGUAGUCUGGAUUAGCCCUAGGGAAGACCGAGUUAUCUCCUCAGUCGGCAACCUAAGCCACACCUUCUAGCGCGCAAAACUUCGUAGUAGGCAGUACACUGAUGUGCCAAGAGGACGGAGUUCUCGGUGUCAAUCUCCUUCCGUCCCUCUUCCAUGGGCCAGUGGACUGUCUUAGACUUUUAGUCAACUGAUGAUGAGAUUGGGUGCAGUGACGGACACGGCGUGAGUGCCUAUGUCUUAGACUUGUCACAACACACGCUCAGCAGUAGUUAUGUGCUGGCUCAGCCUCCACGCUGCCCGACAGACACGUGACGUGAACCAACCUGACCCCCAUUUUCUUUCGGCGCAUCUACAGCGCAGCCCGGUUUAAGGGGGUCAUUGUCCAUAUGCAUCAGCACUUGAACACGUGUGAUUGGCGUCUUACGGUUUCCAAGGCCAGCCGUCUCGUCGUUGCCGUCCACAGCUCUCGUGGACCAGCCAUUUCGCGUGGCUUUGACGCGAAUGCGAGUUACGUACUUCACACACGCGUGCUUGAACUUUCUGUCGACAGCUGCCCUCGUACUCUGUACAGACUUGUUUCCUGCUCCCUGAACUGGGAGGUGGACGUUUCCUCGGGCAGCUCUCGAAGUCACAGGCUCACGGGUGUUGGUGUCCAAGAAGUUCUUUGUUGCGUAUUUCCAAACAUCAGUGUGUAGACAUUAUUUCGGAAAAGAGAACCUCGUUUUAGCAAAUGAAUGAAAAUUAGUUUGGUAUGGCUACUGACUGAAUAUAAGUAGCUGGUUUGUCUUCGUGAUCGGUUUCAUCCGCGACACUUAUUUCUACUCAAACCCGGUGUACACAGCAGCCAAGGCGACUAUGCGGUUUGCUUGCCACCCGCUGGUUAGGCUGUGUCUUAUGUUUGUCAAAAAUGGCCGUCACGUUAAGUUUUAUGCCCUCGACCCGGCUGUCGGACAACCGUCUACUGAAACGCAAUGAUUCUUUCUGUGACUGAUGGCCGGACUUGCUUAAUGAAUUAGAAUGUUUCUAUUACUAAACCUGCGCUCGACAAUUCGACGAGGUCUGGUUCUGCAGCCUCACUUUAUUGAUACCAUAUAGCCAGCUUCCUAAAACAAUUUUAGUAGAUGCGAGUACGCUGACCUAAUAAAUAUCACGUGUUUGCACCUCCCUUACCAGCGAGUGACCGUGCCACGGAGGGACGAAUGCCUAUACGCCAUCCUCGUUUACAUCAGGUAUCAGUUCACACGCGCUUCCUUUCCUGGGCGUGCCUCGAGCCCCGCUUGCGCCCUCUUUGGGAAUUGUUCGGAUAGAUUGGAACUCGGUCGGUUCCAUUACUAUGUUCAUGCACUGCGAAUUACCACGCGGUUCCCUUCUUGGCCUUCCAAUCGUGAUUGCACCCUCCUUAUCCUACUAAUCCAGCGAGUGACCGUGUUGCGGAGAGAGUAUGUACACGCCACCUUCACGCGCUUUCCUGCGCGUUCUUCGAGCUCUGCUUGUGCUCUUUUUACCUGCCUAAUCCAGCGGGUUAGGUAUGCUAAGUAAAAUUGUUUUAGGAAGCCAACCAUAUGGUAUCGAUGAAGUGGGGCUGCAGGACCAAACCUCGCCGACAGUUCAACCCUAGCAAACGACAUGGCGCAUCACUACCCAAUUAGGUUGUCGCACUCGCAACCUGCGCGUGACUUUGUCUAGAGUAGAGUGGACUUACUCUACACCUACCCUACUCUCCCCACACUCACCGCUUUUUGGUGGUAAGGCGAUAUCGGAACGACCGGCGUUGGGUGUACAGUGCGUGAUCGACCUCAUGAAAUACCAAACAAGUAAAAUAAAGCAUAUUUUGUGCAUGUUUUCUAUAAAAUAUAUUUGAAUUUGUGUGACCAUCCAAAAUAGGCGUGAAAGAUGCAUACUACUUAAGUACUCAUUUUUUACCGAGUUCGGUUUCUGCGAGAGAUCAGAAAGAAGUGCAUUCAAAAGCCGACAUCCUGCCGAGUCCGAAAUACCAUAGGAUUAUGCUACAUAAUAAUUAAUAAUACAACGCCACCUUAUUAAUCCUUCCUAGUCGAAAAUGCAUUUCAGAAUUUCGGCCAACAUUUCAUGAGAUCGGUCACGCACUGUAGGUGCAGGGGCUGGCAAAAUAAAACUGCCUGUUUACGCUUUCCACACGCGAUCUGAUCCCUGACUCCACAUUCACCAGGCCUCAUUCGCGAAGAACGUGUCUCGGAUGUGAGAGGGCUAUAAAGGACCCAUUAAGGAGCCACAUUAGUCUGACCCUCGUCACAAAUAAGUGUCAGGUUAGAUGGUAGUUGGUAGCCCUCCCGGUACCGAAACUGCCCAGCUACCUGUCUUACGGGACCGGUGGUAAUAGGGGCUAUGCGAGUGGGACAGAUAAGUGGAGGCAUAAAUGGCGCUUGUAGGGUAUGCCUGGAAUUGACGUUCCUGGCAAAGUGGAAGCCUAAUUUAAAUAAGGUGAAAAAUGCAAGGAGGGUAUAGAAAUAAGCAUGGAUAAUUAGUACGGUAUGCGGAAUAAAUGUAUCCUUGCCUCAGAUUGGAAAGAAUAGCAAGUGAAGGCGAACAAUCAAUAGGAAGAAGGCAGUGUGUCUUAAGGUUAUUCCGCAGUAUGUGCGAUAGUACUCCAGCUGACAGAAUGGACAUGAGAACACGAGAGUCAAGCAGCGGCACGCAGGACGCCACAACGCAAGCGGGGUAAGACUUUAAUGCGAAAAAUAUGUUUGGGCGAAAGAGAAAAUCUGCAAAUAAUAGUGUAUUGUCACUGUGGCCACAUCUAGAAUUAAAACUAUGGCAGUAGUUGUUUGCUAUACGUGAAUAGUGUACUAUACAAUGUAAAGAGGAAUUAGCACUCUGUAUAUGAAGUUACACUUUGUUCUGCUUGCAGAGCCCAGUCUCUUAGAAGGUGAAGGAACGCAGGACCGCAAGUGGAUAGGCCGACAGAUUAUUCGCGGAUCCUGGAAAUAAUCCAGUCGUCCUACCUAGUGCAGUAUCUCCAGCAGAAAGGACUACUGACCUGUAGGGUCUUAUGAAGAUGUCGAAAGGUCAUGCCCUUACAAAUACUGCGACAGCACACGAAUGGCUAUGCCUUCAGGUAACAUCUGGGUACUGUGGUAUGCAGCCUAGGAUAGUACCUCUAAAAUGAAUCAGAUACAGGUAACACAGUGCGCGCAUGCAAUUAGAAGCAUAAUGAGAAACAUGAUGAAUCAUAAUCCGCCUAGGAUAAAUCUUUCGCCCUUUACUAAAGGUUUCCGUGUAGGGGUGCAAUACAAUGAGUCUAUAUAGACAUUUUUGCAGCGCCUCGUUCUCGGGGCGGUUAAAGUGAAGAAGAAAGUCAUCCUGACAGGGCUUCUGCGCGUGCACUCCCAGACAUAAUGAGAACGUAAUCACAGAGCUUGAAAUCGAGCCAGUAAAUACAAUUGUAGAAUCAGUGGACAGGGCUACCAACUACCAUCCUACCGAGUGUCAAGUGGACCCGUCAGUUGGCGAUCUCCCAGGUCACCAGUAUCGGAACUUCGUGAUAGGUCCAAGUGUGUCACUCUUACUACACGUCAAUCUGCUAUGACGAAGGAUUCUCCAGGAUUGACAUCACUGCCUCUUCUCUCCCAUUAGUCGAUUGCCUGUUUGAGUCCUUUGGUCGACUGGGAAUGAGACCGGUCUCAAUGGCUGCCGUUUUGGUGUCAGCCUCUGCCUAAUGCAUGUCACACGCAUGUGCGACAAUAAUUAAGGGACCACGCUGACUCAGCGCAGAUCGACAAACGCGCGCCACUAAGAAAAGGAUGAUUCCCGUUAUGGUAUAGCGUGACCCGUUAGAGGGACAAGCUAUCAUCACUUUGAGUUAACAGACACCGCGUAUUCUGAAUACAGUAGUCUUUCUAACGGAGUCAGUCGCCGGUAGUUCGUGUUGUCUUCACCGUCAAAUUCUGACGGAGUUCCUCCCUAGAUGGAUUUUACCUCGCUCAAGCUAGGACUUUAUUUUUGCCUAGUCGUUUUCACCAUUAGAGUGCGAGGUCUAUGCGUGUCCUCAUCAGCCGAACCCGAUGCUUGCCUGUACCGGUCUGAACGGACGAAAUACUCGACGUAGCAGAACCAGUGCUGUGUCUGCUGUCAUGCCAUCACUUGAUCCCCCGGGCGACUACAAAUGUGCCUAAAAGGCAUCUGCCUCCAUUUAACCAAGCAAUAAUCGGACUGAUGUGCUUCAUUUCCUCAGGUCUGCUCCAGUGAAUCUGUACGCGAUUACAUUCUGGGCUUCACGAACUGCCUCAACCUCUACAACACCGGCCACCAGGAGUUAGUCAUGCGUUUUGAAGCCACACAAGACAGCUACCUUGUUACUGGUAAUCACCUGGUAUUCAGAUUCGAGUGCUACGCCCUGCGGGAGGGGUAAGUAUAUGCCUGAUUCUUUUGUGUGGUCUCGCUUAUAGUAAGGUCACUCAUUUGAUCUCACUGCGGCCACUUAAAAGGCUUUGUAGACUGUGGUACGUUGGCGACCUGAAUGUUUUGUGAAUACUGUACAACAAUUACUGAGUUAAUAGAAGCGAAGAGGCGAGUUCCAGGAAGUGGUCGCGGAGAAGGAGACACGAUCGUUGGAGCAAGUGCUUUACUAGCCUGACGUUUGGGACUCUCACGCGGGUCCAACAUCAGAGGCAGAGUCAGAUAAGGGCAGUGGAUUGCCCAGGUGUUGCAACAUUUAUAGGAUGUUGUUGCUAGGCCGCUCCAUGCCUAUCGCAGUUGGCAGCUCCUGCGUGCAUUACAGCUCGAUUGGUCAGGUGUUGAAGUAUGCCGUCAUCAUGCGAUUGCUAUGCUUCUGUGUGCCAGUCAAGAUUAUCGGCUCUCACGCCCAUCGCACGCCGCCGAGUCGGAGAAACCGGAAGACUACUCCGGACGCGGUUGGUCGAGCACGCGGCAGCAGUGAGGAGGAACGACGCCAACUCCCAAGUCGCGGGUCAUUCGACGGGACCCAACCACACAUUCAAGUUUGAAGAAGCAGAAAUCCUUGCUAGAGGCGACAACCGCGUGAGCCGUGAACUACUCGAGUCAUGGUUUUCCGGUCCUCAUGCAAUCAACAAGCGCAACGACCUGCCCUCACCAUAUUCGGUGCUCACACUUAUUCUAGGCAAAGUAGUUGGCGGGGAGGAGAAUGUGCGGAUAACCACUGUUCCUGGUAUCAAUGUUGGCGUGCCAAAUCACCCAAGAGUCCACACGGAUGACGAAAUCCGGUAGUCAGCCCUUCGGCGGCGUGUGAUGAGCGUGGGAACCGAUAAUCUUGACUGGCAUACAGGCGCAUAGCAACUGCACGGCGACGGCAUACUUCAACACCUGGCCAGUUGAGCUGUGAUGCACGCGGGAGCUGCCAACUGUGAUAGGCAUGUAGUGGUCUAGCAACUGCAUCCUAUAAAUGUUACAGCACCUGGGCAAUCCACUAUCCUUAUCUGACUCUGUCUCUGAUGAUGGAUUCGAGUGAGAAUCCGAAAGGUCAGGCUAGUAAAGCACUUGUUCCAGCGAUCGUGUCUCAUUCUCCACAGUUACUGAGUUAACUCACUAGUGACUCUCAGAACCCACGAGGGUAUUGCUUUUAGAACAAUACCUGACCGGUCGGCUGGAAGCAAGACACAAUCUUAAAGACGUUCUGUGCACGGGAGUUCAUGUCGCUUAAUGUUGGGACGAGGCGAAUUGGAGACCUCACGGAAGCUUUCAAAUGGUUGAUGAACCUGAAGGAGCUUUCCAAGAGGUGCCUUUGGAGCUGACUAGGCCCGUAACGGUCGUAACCGUCAAAGUUCGAUCAGAUGGUCUGAUUUAAGCUUAAUGUUCUAACCGCUAUUAGUACGGUCGUGUUAGUAUUAGUUGUUUGGUACUUAUUUUUCUAACACCCAUUGUCACCGAGGUAAACGGUAGAUGCGGAUAGUUGCCGUUCGAAUCUUCGGUUAUUGACACACGUGCGUGUUGUGGUAUAGGUUUGCAUUAUCCUCUGCCCAGCCAUUGUGAACAUUCCGUUCAACUUAUUCUACUGUGAUGUUAAUUCAGCCCCCUGAAUUAGGACUAUACCGCAGCCCGCCUCUCAAUCUGCCUGAAAUACUCAACUGACCCCUCGUAAACAUUCAAUCCAUCGCCCUUAUGUUCUGGUGUACUUCAGCUGCACCAACUGCUUCCUCCAAUGAAUGCGCACUUUUUCCUUUAUCCUCACAGACAGGCCUUUUCAUCUGCAACCUGGGUUAAACACCUACGACAGGCCUUGAUCCGACUCUCGCUCUACGAGGCUCAAUCCUUUCCCCGGCUAAAAGGUGAGAUUCUUAGAUGACAUCUGUGCGUAUUCGAGAAGCCGGUACUUACACAGGUGCACUUUUGUCAGCACUGGGCAACACAAGCCUUAACACACUCGUCUGUGCUGACGUUGGCUUCGGUCUAGGCAUGUCAGCAGGUCAACACAGAUAAAGGAAGACAUUUCCUUGUCGAAGGCAUCCCCCUGCUUCCUGGACCCGACUCUGGGCUUUACUUGUCCCAAGUGUCACUCGUGUAGUUUACAAAAGGAGUGCAGACACCGCAUUUGACAGCUUAGAUUUCGUUUGAGGCCUGACAAGGCUGGCCGACGUGCCUCUGCAAUGCUAGGGAAGGUAUGCGAAGCCUGCUUCAGUCAGUGGUGAGAGACCAGCCCUUUGUGGCGCGCGUGGUUGAAGACUUUAGAUGCAUUCGUUUGGCCCUGAGUAGCAAACAAACCCAAACUGCAUAACAUCUUUCAGUAGCAAGGAUUCACUCUUAGUACGCGUUUUGACAGAUCUAAAGAAUUUGACUGAAUAUCCAGUAGUGAAAACUCGACGGCUUCUGUGGGAUUUUAAUGCAUGUCAGCAAGGCCAAGGCUUGAAGAAUUAUACGUGUGUAUACUAGUUGUAAUUAGUAAGUAGCUGUUAUUGAUAACGUUUUUCGACUGCCUCUCUGCUGUCCGCGAUUAUGUACAAAAUCCCUUUUUCACCUUCCCACUUAUCAAUGUUUUUAUUUGACGAAUUGUAACCGAUAGGGAGUUCAAAGGCGCUCGCCUAUAUUGCCCUUAAUAAACUGAUAUUGAAUACAGCUAACGCCCUAACCACCUGGGCUACCAGGCUCCUCCGGGAGCCACUGUGCUCAAGCCCUUUUCAAGUGGUCAUGACUUAGUCUUGUCUAUGGAACACAAUGCAUGUGGGAAGAGGAAGAGCGAGUUCGAUGCUACGUGAGUCUUCCUCUGUACGAUCGAAUUUAUAUGAAAUCCAGCGCUAUUCCCCGGGGUAUUUAUACCUCGUGUUGGAGUCAGUCACCAACUGUCGCAGAUGGCCUUGCGGUUCCAUUAGAAUAAAAACAACUCGCUUGCAAAGGGACACUUUUUGUCCGGGUUUCUUGGCAAAUGUUACGUCACAAACAAACCUGUGUUGAACUUAAACCUGCCUAAAUUGUCACAUAAGUAUCAAAUGAAUGAUCAGACCGAAAUAAAGCCAAACUUUUCUUUAGGUCAACCUCCAGAUCGUACUGUAUCCCUUCAGAGCGGCAACUCCCACAGGAUUAUAACAUCACUGCUGAAUGCCGUUUGUAAUGCCCGCGAGGACGGUACCGACAGAACCAACCUCCAGUAAUGCCAUCCUAUAUUAACGCUCACAUUCCUAAUAUGUGCACUACUUACUAAGUUAUGAGUCUUAUGAGUAGUGAUCUUUGCCCGUACUAUGAUUUGAUAUUGCGCCAUGUUAAUAGAAAUAAACUCCCAUAAUGUUGCUGUUUAAAGUUAUCACAGUUUCGUUGUCUGCGACGCUAUGGCAAGCGCUGCAUACUUUCCAAUAUAUCGCACUCAGGAUAGGUAGCUAAACGCCAACUAAACCACUUCAGUGUGUGUGAGUGUGGUGAACAUACUGUCGACGUAUACGCAGCAAAACCAAGUGACAACCAUGUAACCAUGGAUUUCAGCACGUGGUGGGGGAGGGUUAUAUUUCAAUUUUACCAACUGAACUAAUGAAUUCUUGAUCAUAAAUUCGAGUAAUCGCUCAUCCUGGUAUCUCAGCGCUUAUUAACCGAUCUCGUUCGUAGACUUGCUCACAUGAGAUACAUGAAAGUGUCCUCUCUUUUGGCCUUCAGACAGUCACUGGGAUCUGUUGACGCGGAACUGGUUCCCCUCCCAAGGCCUCUCACAGGUGAGGUUCGAACGUUUACGCCACUUGGAAUUCCCCCCCCCCUCCCCCACCAGUUGCCUUUACCAACGUGAUUUUUAUCUUACAGCCGGACUUGCCUGCCCAGUUCACCAUGGACAACGGUAGGGACAGUUUGUCCCAAUCGACUCCCGCUAUUUGUACUCCCGUAUUCUCAGUGUUUGAGGACGGUUUAUUCGUAAGACUUAGAUUUGCCUUCUUAUCCUCUUACUACAGCUGGUGGUCUUUCAGAAUACUUUUCACAUGGGAUGA